GCCCCUUGGCUGCCUCUUGAUCUUGUAAUUCACUACUACUACUACUAUAUAUAAGGUUGAGUGUUGAAUAUCAACUUGCCAUAAACAACUCAAAGAAGAGAAACACGCCCCUCUUCCUCACUCUCCUUCUCCUCUCCUCUCCUCUCCUCUCCAGGACAGGGUAAAGUUGUGAGGCUGGAAUCGAUUACUCCCCGCUUAAGUACAGCGAUGACAAAAGUGUACCCUAACGUUGCUCCCACCGCCGCCGCCACCAAUGAGAAGCAGCGCCAGCUGCUCAAGCUCAAGUCCUCUAAUAAUGCCUUAGACGCCGAUCACGCGGUUGUUUUAACCGUGUGGAAGAAGUCUUUGUUGUUCAACUGCAAUGGCUUUACAGUCUUUGAUAGCAGGGGCAACCUUUUGUUUAGGGUUGACAACUAUAUGGCCACUUCCGGUAGUAAUGGUGAGAUCGUUCUUAUGGAUGCUGCUGGCAAGCCUCUCCUCACCAUGCGACGCAAGAGGUUGAGCUUAGGAGAUAGUUGGCUGGUGUAUGAUGGAGAAACAGCCAUCAACCCCGAGUUUUCUGUGAAGAAGCAUGUUAGCAUCCUCAACAAAAAGUGUUUAGCUCAUGUUAGCCAAGCCGCAGGUAGUAACAAGAACGUUAUGUAUGAGAUAGAGGGAUCGUAUGCACAAAGAUGCUGUGCGGUGUAUGAUGAGAAGAAGAGAAAGGUGGCUGAGAUCAAGCCGAAAGAGAGAGUUGGUGGGGUGGCUUUUGGUGUAGACGUAUUCCGCCUCCUUGUUGGCCCAGAAAUUGACAGCUCAAUGGCCAUGGCUAUUGUCAUCCUCCUCGACCAGAUGUUUGGUUCAACCAGACGAUUUUCUACCUAAUUAUAACCAGCUAGCUAUGACACUUGCCUCCUACAUAUAAAGGGAAUUAAAGGGUAUAUAUAAACCGUACAGUGCAUAAUUAAUUAGCAAUUAAGGAAUGGAUCAUCGCAUUCUGAUUUUGAAUUUUGAUCUGCUGCUUGAAAACUAUGGGAACUGGAAAGUGAAUAAUUGCAACACCAACUCCUCCCUGGCGGCCUUUUCCUUCAUCGAUUAUAGCCCUUCUUGCAUCCAAAUCCCCACCUUUUAUUUUCUUCUUCUAUUUUCUUUUUACCGGUAUGUCGAGCUUGGUUUUUUCCUUUUAAAUAAAAAGCCAGAGCUUCAUGUGGGGAUGAAAGUAUCUAUUUCAAUAGAAAAACAAACUACAAUAAUUUGCUGUCUCAUCUUUUUUUUUCCUGUCUUGUUGGACAAAGGGUGGAGAUUAAGUGGGGGUGAUGAUGAUCAUCUGCUGUGGUUUACUUUUCUAAUUUCCCUUGUAAUUUUAGUUUUCCUUUGUAAGAAUAAAAGUAAAACUAUAUAUAUAGAACAAUCAAAUAAAAAUUAGUAGUUACAUUUUGAGAA
This is a messenger RNA of Populus nigra (black poplar), 1422 nucleotides long. Its product is annotated as protein LURP-one-related 8-like. Bases 208 to 864 code for a protein of 218 amino acids. The record is from RefSeq and is a predicted model, not a curated record. The transcript has 2 exons. Lineage: Eukaryota; Viridiplantae; Streptophyta; Magnoliopsida; Malpighiales; Salicaceae.